Molecule: messenger RNA, 4250 nt
Organism: Hyalella azteca
Lineage: Eukaryota; Metazoa; Arthropoda; Malacostraca; Amphipoda; Hyalellidae
Product: androgen-induced gene 1 protein
Exons: 5
Coding region: 647-1354 (235 amino acids)
Cellular component (GO): endomembrane system; membrane
Source: RefSeq, a predicted model, not a curated record
CAAAGUGAGAUUUAUGAAACGCACAGUAUUGUGCAAAUUAGUUUGGACAGUAGUAGUUGAAAUAACACAAUUAUUUGCCCCAUUGAAGUUUUAUUUUAAAAAAUGGUACAAAAUAUGAUAUAAUUAAUAGGAGAUAUGACCUCCUUUUUUCUUUUACAUGCAUUUGAACACGAUUUGGCAUGGAUUCAACCAAAGUUGAACACAUUUUAGUCCCAUGCUCAUCAUGAUACCAGGUCCUAAUUACAGCACUAAUUAGCUUUGCCAUUGUCAAACAGUCUUCUUUCAGGAGUCUUUGUUUGAUUAUAGCCCAUAAGUUUUCAAUGGGAUUGAUGUCUGGAAAAUAUCCAGGCCAGUCAAGAAUCUCCAGUCACACUCUCUUCAAAGAAUGUGUGCAUUUUACGUGAAGUAUGGCCAUAAUGAACAGGUACAUAAUGGAUUGGGGGAAUUUUAGAAAUGGUUUCUUGCAAUUAUUCAAUUGUGAUCCAGAUGGGAUGCUUGUUUUAUACAGAAACAUCAUUGUGAUGUUUUCACCAGUUGUUACUUUUUUCCACAGAAGGCAAGGCUGCAAGCUGAAAAAAUAGAUUGUUAUUCAAGUGUUAAGGUGUUGGAUAAAAUAUAAACUAUAACUACAUUAUAUAAAACAAUUAUGAGUCUUCUUACAAGUUAUCAUUUUGUGUUGGCUGUAAUUUAUGGAUACAGUUCAUAUUAUUACAUAUAUGGAGUCAUUCCGCCCAAAGAAAUAGCAACAGUACGUCGGUCUAACUAUGGUGUUUUCAAGUAUUUAACUUACUGGGAUCUGCUACUUCAGUGUGCUUUCUUCAGCUCAUGCUUCCUGAGCAAUGUCUUCUCAUCAGCUCAACGGAGCAAGCGCAAGACUGCACCUGAAAAGACCCUGGACUUCCUCUUCUCCUCAAUAGUCUUCCCAUUGGCUGUGUUUGUGGCAACAUCUUUCUGGGGGUUGUUCUUCACUGAUCGAGAACUUGUUUUCCCUAAAAUUUUUGACGAGUUCUUCCCGUCAUGGCUGAACCAUGUUGUGCACACCUUACCCCUGGUGGCUGUGUUGCUGGAGCUGCUCUGUGUUCAGAGAUCAUUUCCAUCCAAGAAAAAAGGCUUUCUCUGCAUCAGCCUCGUUUCCUGCAUCUACAUUGCAUGGGUUUUUUUCAUUGCACACACGACCGGCGACUGGGUCUACCCCGUUUUGGCCAAGCUCCCAACUCCCCACCGAGCCUUGUUCAUCGUGGGGCUGGUUGGUCUCAUGGGGCUGUGUUAUUUUGUUGGACACGUCCUGCACUCUCUCAGAUGGCGGCAACCUGCGCGUUCGGAGAAGAAAGGCCACCAGAAGAAGAAUAAAUAAAAGUUUCAGCUUGAGUUUCAUGCACCUGCAGCUGACAGUUGCACGGCCUCUCUGAAGUGCCAACUAAUUUACCACAUGAACCUGUGUGAUUCCUCCAGCAAUUUCCUGUCUUGUUAUUUGUCUCUACAUUCCCAUGACUGCUAGGCACUUGGUCGUAAACCUUGGCUUUGAAGACUAUGGUUCAAACUAAUUUGUUAACGUUUGGAUGGCUUUGACGGACCUCGUUUGCCAUUUCAGACUGCUAGCCCACGGAUGUACCAAGUUUUUAAUUUAUUUUAGUUAUAAUAUUUUAUAUAAUUAUUAUUUAAUUCAUCAUUGAAUAAACCUGGCAAUGCCGCCUAAGAUCCCCUAAAAUUUGUGAUCAAUUGUCUAUGGUUUCUAUUUUUAUGUGCGUACCUCCGCUAUCAGUUUUUAAUGCCAUUCUUUUAUUUUAGUUUUUAAACAAUAUUGGGUAGCUUGUAUUUCACUAUUUUCAUCUAAUUUAGAAAGAAAUAAAUCAUCGAUUUGAACUCAUGCUUAAUAAUACCUAAUUAAUUGUUUCGUUCCGUCAUGUCAGGACCUAACUGCCCAUAAUUCUGCUCUACUGUCUGCUGAUCAUUUUCCUUAUAGAAGCGUCUAUAUUUCGAUUGUGCUCUCCUAAAUAUUGUAUUCUACUUCUAAAAGAUAGAAUAAAUAUAAAGGUUAUUGUGGGUGAAAUAUUGGUUUAUGUACGGUUGCUUCGAUUUCAUUUUUGUGCUACUUAUUAAUUGUAAUUUCCCCUAUGUACAAGCAAGCUACAUUUGUUAUGAUUUCCCUCUAUUUUGUUACAUCUUUUUGUCAAGGUGGUUAUAUGUUUUUAUCUUGAAUUCUAGCAGAGAAAUAUAGAAGCAUGCCUGUGAUUUUGCUGGUACACUGAUAGUCGUGUUUCUAGUGACCUUAUUAAUGUUCAGAAUUGUUACUCGUGUUUAGACUGAUGCUGCUCCUUGAGAUCGUUCGAAUCCUGCUUUGUGCGACCCUUGACUAGCUCUUGGUCUUCACCUUGCGGAUAAAAGAUUCCUAAAACCAAUCACGCACUCGUCGAACACGUCCGGAUAUUUUUUAUGUGAUUCAAACGCAAGUUAUUACUUCUAUUUCGACAGAUGCGAAUUUUAUUUGUAUAUCGAUUUGGCUUUACGUGUGAUUUUACCGUAAGAUUGCUUAUCUUAUUACUGAUGUCAAUGAGGUUAACCCAGCUGAACUAGUUUAAAAGGAAUAGUAACUCGGUAGGUCAUCAAUAACGCCAGGGCCAUGCUUGCGCCUGAAGUUCUCAUUACCAAAUUGUUACGAGAUAAAAGACAAUCGUAAAAUUUGUGGAUCGCAUAUGCUAAUUUAUAUUAUGUACGUAACUCGAACGCUCUAAUUGGUUGAGGGGUCUGGGGUUUUUGAACGAGUGCUACGAUUUCAGUUGAUGUUCUUGCUUCUUGGGUAUGGGUAUAUUUGAACUAGAAAUAUCUAUUAAUUUUCCGAAUAAAAACAGAAACUCUGGUUCAAUUUAUUCUAAAAUGCCAGUUUGCUGAUGACCCAGUGUACAUUUGACUGAUUUGAGUCGUAGUUACGUGGUAUUGUUCUAUCCUACCGUUCUAGAUGGUUCUGUUACAAUUGUUAUGUGGCGCGAGAUUGCAACUGGGUGGCCGAGUGUUCGAAGUUCUCAGCUCCAAAAUAGGAGCAAUGAGUUGUGGGUUCGAUUUUACCAGCCAACGGUGAAAAGUUCUGGUCGAAAUCGGAGUGGUGGCACAACGGAUAUUGGAAAGCAAGUUGCUGAUUCGAGACUGUGAAAAUUCUGCCAAGUUGAUCAUAAUCGGCGACAGAACUAAUGUCCUGAUCUUCAACGCUGAAGCCGUUAUUCAUGUAAAGGUUUGUGGGAACUUGAGUUGUUAUUACUUGUGUUGACUUUUUUCCUACCGUGCUUGAUGACUGUUAAUGUUUUUAUGUGGCGUGAGAUUGCAUAUGCAUAUGGUGAGACUUGUGGGGCACGAGUCGUCGUAAUUACGUGCAAGUGUUCUUUUUCCGAUGGUACUUGUUUUGUUAUUGUUGUGUCACCGUUUUAUGUAGAUCGCAAUUCUAUUGAUGUUGAUAAUUUUCCAUCAACUUAAAUUCACGACGGAGUUACUCUGUACUGGAUUCGCAGACGGCACCGCAAUCGCUUUAUUUGACCACAAGCCGGAGCGACUUGUCCAUCAUCCGUUAUUUUAGUAUCAAUGCUAAGGCGGAUACCAGUAUGAAAAGAUUAAUGAUACAAAGGCGGUUCUUGAUACGAAAUCCGAAUGCGAAAUGAGUCUCCUAAUUCGAAUGCGUUUGGCUCUCACAUUUCUUCGUUCCAUCCGAACUCGGCCUCCUAAUGCAAUAUUCCCAUGAAAUCGUGUUUCUAUUAACAUUUUCGUUAAUCUUGAAACUGGCGUUUAUUAUGACUUUGCAAUAAUUUGGUUUACGAUUAGUGCUUUUUCAAAAGAACGACUCAAGUUAGAAUAAUAAAAUUGUGGUUAUACUAGUUCAACCAUGAUAAAAAUACCGCGUGGUCGCCUUAUGGUGAAAUCAGCAACCUGUGACCGUAAAAAAGCUUGAGUCCAAGUGUAAAUUGUAACCAUCAAUUUUGCUAUGCGUUAAAUGAAUGAACUUUUACAAUCUUGAUGUACAACUCACAAGUGGCUAAUAAAAUUAUCUCUCCAUUAAAUAAAAUGGAAAAUGCAAAAACAAAAAAUCCGAAAUAAUUAUGCAUUUUCGCCACAAGGUUGGACAUAAUGCUUGUUGCCUCACUAGUCACUAGUAGUGUGGUACUGAAGUCUAGUUGCUGCUGCAAUUGAAAUCGUAUAACUGUUAGAAAUGUUUAUGUUUACAUGUGUGUGUUGCGGGUUUUCAAUAAAAAAUAUUAUUUGAAUAA